AUGUCACAAAGCGUCGGACGAACCCGGCUCGCUUAUUCUCGUACAUGGCAUCACAUAGAUGUGGGCUCUGACCCACGAAGUCUAGGGCGCGUAGCCUCUUCCAUUGCCCUAUUUCUUAUGGGCAAGAAUAAACCCAUUUACGACCCUUCCACAGACUGUGGUGACUAUGUCGUGGCAGUAGGCUGCCAGAAGAUUCACACGACAGGUAAAAAGCGGUUUCAGAAGCUGUAUUAUACGCAUUCAACGAGACCAGGAGGACUUAAGUCCAUGUCAAUGGAUAAAAUGUUUGAGAAGUGGGGCGGCGCGGAAGUCCUAAGAAGAGCAGUGAAGGGGAUGUUACCAAAAAAUAAAUUAAGAGAAGUAAGGAUGGCAAGGUUGAAAGCUUUCGAGGGUAAAUCACACCCAUACAGAGCAAAUAUUGUCAAAUAUGGCGGCAAAAGCGUGUUGGGCGAGCUCCCGGACGUCUGCAAGGCUUUUCAACGAACCAGAGAGUCGCCUACUGUGCGAUAA
Messenger RNA from Ophidiomyces ophidiicola, 510 nucleotides. RefSeq names its product 54S ribosomal protein L23, mitochondrial (gene MRPL23). The record is from RefSeq and is a predicted model, not a curated record. Gene Ontology annotation, molecular function: mRNA binding; structural constituent of ribosome. The transcript has 3 exons. The coding region runs from base 1 to 510 and encodes 169 amino acids. Lineage: Eukaryota; Fungi; Ascomycota; Eurotiomycetes; Onygenales; Onygenaceae. Gene Ontology annotation, biological process: translation; negative regulation of translation. Gene Ontology annotation, cellular component: mitochondrial large ribosomal subunit; ribosome.